AUGACGGUCAUUAUUGCCUCAUUAUUCCUACCCCAUCAGCCACAAUUCAUAGUUGACUCAUUCUCAGAUGCUGCUGCGAAUUUGGCAAACUCAGAUCUUGUCAAGAUCAAGGAACCAAUAGUUCCUACCCCUACUGCUGCCGCAAUUCCUGAGGAACCAGCCUCAAGGAGAUCUGUACAUCGUUCUAGUAUCUCACAGAUUCCAAAUCGCCAAGACUCAAUUAUAUCUUUGGGGAAUUCUAAUCGGUCAAACUCUAGCUCAAGUGCUUCUAAUAAUAGUGGCACUACUGUCGUAGGAUCAUCUGCUAGUGAUAAUUCCACAGAUGAAGUAAUUUCUUCAGAAGCCUUUAUUGAGAAUUUGACUACUGGUAUUCCAAGUAAUAACAGCUAUUCAACCUCUGGUGCUUCUAAUGAAACUAUAAUUACAGAUGGUAAUGAUUCUUCAAUGGCAAAGGAGAAAGCUGUGAUUACCCCUCGUUCAAAGACAUUGUUAGAUAUCAAAGAUCCAGCACAGGCUGCAUUACAGCAUGGUUCAAAGCUAUCUUUCCCAUCCAUGAGACGGUCAAGUCAAGUGGUUAAUAAUCAUGAUCGCGCAAGUCUUUUAAAACCUGCUGAAGUCUUUGCUCAUUUACCAUGGCAAAUUGUUAAAGGUAGUAAAGGUAAUAUAGGUAUGUUCAAUGCUGUGGAAACAGCACUUGAAGAAGAAUUAAUUUGUGACCAAAAGACAAACGAUAUUAUUCCAGUUUCUUGGGUUGGAACAGUAGGUGUGCCGACAGAUGAAUUGCCAAAUAAUGUGGUUGAUGAUAUUGUUAAAAGAUUAAGAACCCAUUAUAAUUCAAAUGCAGUCAUUACCGAUGAUAUCACUUUUAAAGGUGCCUAUAAGAAUUUUUGUAAACAAAUCCUUUGGCCCACUUUACAUUAUCAAAUUCCUGAUAAUCCGAAUUCAAAAGCUUUUGAAGAUCAUUCUUGGAAUCAUUAUCAAAAAUUAAACCAACAAUUUGCCAAUGUCAUUAUAAAGAAUUAUAAAAAUGGUGAUACUAUUUGGAUUCAUGAUUAUCAUCUGAUGUUGGUUCCUGGAAUGAUAAGAGAAAAAUUGCCUGAUGCCAAGAUUGGUUUCUUCUUACAUGUUUCAUUUCCAAGUAGUGAAGUCUUUAGAUGUUUUGCUCAAAGAGAAUUGUUAUUGAAGGGGAUUUGUGGUUCUAAUUCAGUAGGAUUUCAAACUAAAGAGUAUUCCAGACACUUCUUACAAACCUGUAAUAGAUUAUUAAUGGCCGAUAUUAUUAAUGACGGUGUUAAAUAUAAUGGUAAAAUGGUUAGAGUCAAUUCUACACCAAUUGGGAUUGACCUAUUUAAAUUGGAUAAACAAAUUAAAUCCAAACAAACUUCUGACUUCAGAAAAAUUAUUAGACAGAGAUGGAAGGAUAAAAAAUUGAUUGUAUCAAGGGAUCAUUUAGAUCCUAUUCGUGGUAUUGAUAAGAAGCUAUUGGCAUUUGAACGAUUUUUAAUAGAAAAUCCAGAAUAUAGGGAAAAAGUUGUUUUAAUUCAAAUUUGUAUUGGUGGUAAUAAGACUACUAGAAAUGAUUAUAUUGAAAGAAAAGUCACUAUAAUUGCAGACCGUAUUAAUUCGUUAUCAUCAAAUAAUAUUAGUGAUUUUUCCACUCAACAUGUUGUAUUUUUGCAUCAAGAAAUUGAUAGAAAUCAAUAUCUAGCUUUAGCUUGUGAAGCAGAUAUUUUCUUAAUAUCUGCCUUUAGAGAGGGAAUGAAUUUGACUUGUCAUGAUUUUGUGACUUGUUCAAUGGAUAAAAAGGCACCUCUAUUGUUAUCUGAAUUUACUGGAAGUGCAGAUCUGUUAAAAGGAGGUGCUGUUUUAAUAAAUCCUUGGGAUAUUAAACACCAAGCCGAAUCUAUAAAAUAUGCAUUGGAAAUGUCAACUCCAGAAAAAAUUAGAAAUUGGAAAAGUAUGGCAAAGGCUGUAGUAAAUAAUGAUUCGGAUCACUGGGUAAUUAAAUCUUUACAAGGUAUAAAUGAGGCAUGGGAGGCUUAUAAAGAAAGUUCCACUGUCACUAGCGUUUCAAUCCCACAGAUUAUUGCUGAUUAUAAGCAUUCUUCAAAUCGUCUCUUUAUUCUAAAAGUAUCUACUCCACCAACUUCCAGAUUAAUUUCUGCUUUAACAGAUUUGAUAUCUGCGAGAAAUUAUGUUUAUAUCCUAUCUCAUUUUUCCAAAUCAGUUUUUGAAGGUUUAUACUCACGUGUAUCCAAUAUUGGUUUAAUUGCUGAAAAUGGUGCAUAUGUAAAACUAAACAACGGUUCUGCUGGUUGGUAUAAUAUUGUUGAGCAUACUUAUUGGAUUAAUCAAGUUUGUAAGACUUUAGAUGCAAAAAUUGAAAGAUUGCCUGGUGCAUACUAUAAAAUAGCAGACUCAAUGGUCAGAUUCCAUACUGAAAACGCAGAAGAUAAAGACCGUGUUUCAAGUGUGGUUGGGGAAACUAUCACUCAUAUUAAUACUUUGUUCGGCUCGAAAGGUGUUCAUGCUUAUUUACAUAAAGGUAUUUUAUUUGUCCAACAAACCGGUUUAUCAAUAGAUGCUAUUCAAUUUAUUUUAAGAUAUUAUAGUGCCACAACUUCAGGUUCUAAUUCUGAAUUAAGUAUAGAUCAAAAAGUUGAACCUUCUAUUCCGAUAUCACCUGUAAAACAGCCAAAUUCAUAUUUCAAUAAACAUAAUUUCCCAGAUCAAGCCAUUGAUUUCGCAUUAGUAUCAGGAUCAUCAUCUCCAGUGGUUGAACCACUAUUUGGCGUAAUUAAUACUGAAGUCAAUAAUUCUUCUUUGAAAUUUGGUCAUUCGAUAGUUUAUGGCAAUACACUAGCUUCGUUAGCCAAUGAACAUGUAGAUGGUGCCAAUGAAUUGAUCAAUGUAUUAGAGAUGAUCUCUAGCGAUGAUUCAAAAGAAACUUAG
Messenger RNA from Henningerozyma blattae CBS 6284, 2952 nucleotides. RefSeq lists its product as uncharacterized. Gene Ontology annotation, molecular function: catalytic activity. NCBI's taxonomy places the organism in Eukaryota, Fungi, Ascomycota, Saccharomycetes, Saccharomycetales, Saccharomycetaceae. Gene Ontology annotation, cellular component: alpha,alpha-trehalose-phosphate synthase complex (UDP-forming); cytosol. Gene Ontology annotation, biological process: trehalose biosynthetic process. The record is from RefSeq and is a predicted model, not a curated record. The transcript has a single exon. The coding region runs from base 1 to 2952 and encodes 983 amino acids.